UGCUUCGGUGGUAUAAAUAUCAUCGCAUUUUACCUUAAAGUUAUCACUCGCUUUCUUUUGGUUGACCAUAUCGUUAAGUAAAAUACGAGGAAUUAUGAAGACAUUUGUGUGCAUCCUUGCUUUGGCCUCAGUCGCUUCUGCAACUCUUAAUCUACAAAGUCUACUUAGUGGACUUGGAGGAGGUGGUUCGAGCGGAGGAGGUAGUUCGGGAGGUGGAGGCAGAAGUUCAGGCGGUUCAGGCGGCUCAGGCGGUUUAGGUGGUUUAGGUGGUUUAAUUGGUGGUGGUGGUGGUGGAAAAGGACCAUUGGUGUCUACUCAACAUCAAUUAGACCACAAUGUCAACGUUGUACAUCAUUAUGCACCCUCAAGCGGUGGCGAUGGAGGCUAUGGACACGGUGGUGGUGGCGGUCAUGGCAGCGGUGGUGCUCAACAUCAUGUAGUCCAGGUUAUUCAUGAGAAUGGAGGUGGACACGGAGGUGGAUAUGGAGGCGGACAUGGAGGUGGAUAUGGAGGUGGACAUGAUGAUCAUCAAGAAGUUCAAGUUGUUAAAGUUAUUCAUGAAGAAGGAUCCUCAGGUUAUGGACAUGGAUCAGGUGGUCAUGGUGGUCAUGGUUCAGGUGGUCAUGGUGGCCAUGGAUCUGGAGGUCCCGUUAAGAUUGUUCAAGUAGUGCACGAACAAGCUCCCGAACAAGGCGGCUGGUGGUAA
Episyrphus balteatus (marmalade hoverfly) is the source of this 706-nucleotide messenger RNA. RefSeq lists its product as uncharacterized. The coding region runs from base 95 to 706 and encodes 203 amino acids. The record is from RefSeq and is a predicted model, not a curated record. Lineage: Eukaryota; Metazoa; Arthropoda; Insecta; Diptera; Syrphidae. The transcript is spliced from 2 exons.